GGGGGAGUGCAAGGGGUAAAUGCGUGACUAAAGAUGACUUGGACGAACAGACAGCCUGACAGGAUAAUAAAUGUGACCAUUGGAGAGAGAGACAGCGAGAGAUUCCUAAACAGAGCCCUUGGUGAAAAGAAGCUGACGCGACUACACGGAGACUAGCUGCGGAUAAUGGCUCAAUAAAUGUGGAAUUCAUUGUGGUUUUGGAAAAGAGGCGUUAACAAUUAGUUUUCUUUUUCUCUUUUUUUUCUAUCAGUAAUUGAUUACUUUUUUUGGUGUGGACUGCUGGGAUAGUUUUUUAUGCUUCCGUUGCCUUUGGAGACCAUGAAGUCACAUAAAAAAUCCAGAGGUCAAGCUCUGGGUCAGGAGAGCAACAACACCUACUGCAAAGCUGUGACCAAGACAGGAAAUCGACUCUCAUUGCAGACACACACACACUCUCAGCUGGUGGGCUCUCCCCAACUCGGCCAACUCGGCAGUGGUUUGUUGAACAGCCCGCUUGUCUUUGCUCCUACCGGAGCCGCCGUGCUCCAACUGGCGCAGAUUGAGGCUCAGCUCGCCCUCAACCAGCUCAGUGCCCUCAGCUUCAGCAGCCAGCACAGUAACAACCCGGUGGCCCUGCUCGGCCUGCUGCGAGCGGCAGCUGCCUCGGCCUGCCCCUCUGCCGUCUCCAUGUAUCGGCAGCCCCAGGGGGCUGACUUCGCUCGGCCUCGGCACCUGAUGCCGGUGGCUGUCAACCAGGACAAUCACUCUAUCUCGCAGGACUACCAACGGUCGGCCUUUCCACCCGCCAUUCCUGAGGACCUGGAGGUUGCCAAGUACCAGAGGAUUAAUACUGGCUUUAGACAAAAUGCCCCGGCUGUGCAGGACAUGUGCUUCCCGCCCAUGCCCACACAAAACCUGGGGAAGCCAGGUGGUGAGGACUGGGCCCAGUACAAAGCCCCAAGCUCACAGCAUGCUUCCUCUACAGUGAUGGACCAAUCAGGGAGCUCCUCCUGGAACACGUCGCGGUCAGCUGGGGAAAAGUCUACCUCUGACUCUGUGGGCAACUUGCUGGCCAGCUUUGGUCUCUCUAGCAAGGAUCUGGAGCUUCUCAGUCGCUACCCUGACAGCCAGCUCACACCAGAGUCCCUGCCUCUUAUACUGCAGGACCUCAAGGGCCGCAAAGCCGGCAGGAACACACCAGUGUCUCCGCCUCACUCACAGCUCUCCAUGCUUCCUCCUCACCACAGCCCGAAACCAGACCCAACCCCGGGCACUGCUGCCCACGUGCCCAGUUACCUGAGCAUGGCCACACAGGUCCCAGGGAAGGUCAUCGAGUACGGCCAUGCCAGCCAGGAGAGCUUCAAGCGCGUGCCGUUACCCCCCUCUCCCACCAAGCACAAGCCAGAGGCCACGGUCAACACACAAGAGGCAAGGAACUAUCUGCAACACCACAGGAAGCCCAGCCCCGGCUUAAGGUCGCACGCACGAACCUCCCGCAGCCCACCGUCCGUGAAAGGUCCGACACCCACUAUGGUCAACGACUACAUGGCGGCCCAGCCCAGAGUUUAUCCCCACACAUGCUCACUGUGCGUGGUGCAGUGUGAAGACGCCAAGGAUUGGCACAACCACAUUAACACGGUGGUCCACACAGCAGGGUGCAAAGACCUCAGGAAUCAGUAUCCUGACUGGAGACCCCCUGGCUCCAGUUUGUGGCCCAGCAGAGAUCGUUCCCCUUCUCCGGACAGUUGGUCUGGGCGCCACGGGAACCGUUCGGCCUCACGCUCGGCCUCGCGUUCCCUGUCGUCCUGCUCCUCGCCGGGCCGCUCCCCGACGCGCCACGGCCACAGCAGCAGAGGCGCCGCGUCCAGAGGCCAGCGCUGGAGAUCUCCUGACCGCCAAACCCCAUACAGACACGGCCACUCCCAUUCUCCACCCUCUCACCACCAACACCACCACCUCCCCCAGCACCAGCACCAGCACGCACCCCCUCACCGCGGCCGGCAUGGGUCCCCUUACGGCCGACGGAGCCACCCAUGCCACAGUUCCGGUCACAUUCCUACAGACGGUGCGUCAGCACGACAUCUCCCCCAUGACCGGCCCAGAGGCCCUCAUGAGGUGUCCCGUCGGCGCGCAGCAGCAGGACCUCCAUCGUCCUCCUCCCCCUGCUCCUCCCUGUCCUCGUCCUCGUCCUCCAGGAACAAUAAGAGGCAGCCGUCCACCUCUCCUGGGGGCGACAAAGCCAAAGUGCCGGAGAGGCGACGGGCCUCUCGCUCCUCUUCCACACAGGGCAAGUCACCAGCAUCCACCUCCAAAUCCUCAUCCACCAAAAUUGACCAGCCUCCCAUGUCUCCUGCAUCUAAGUCUGACCCGAAGGUAGCGGCUUCAGAUCCCAAGCCAAUUGUGGAACCAGUGGAGAGCAAAAAGGCCGACACUGUUUUCAGACAGACAGAAACUACAGAGAAAGUGAAGUGGACAACAGAUGAGAGGGGCAUCGUGCUGAUGUCUGGACUUCCUGACAGUGGGUACACUGAGAGUGACAUCGUGAAACUGGUUACUCCCUAUGGAGAUCCAACACAGGUCAUCAUCGCCACUGCAGAGGGCAAGGCCGUGGUGGUUCUACCUGACAAGAGCUCGGCUCAGGAGAUGGUGAAUGCACCUGCCUGCAUCUGUGACUGUCAGCUCAUUCUGGAACAGCUAUCAGUGUCAGUGGACCUGAGCAGGCCGGUGACACUAUUCCACGUGAUGAUGGGGCCUGACAAACCUUGUGGAGCGUUAACGGCUUGGAACAGGCUGCUGGUGGUGAAGAAUGUUCCAGACACACCAAAUGGACCCAGAGAGGUGCAGCAGCUCAUACAACGGUUCGGCAAUGUCUGCAGAAGUCUGGUGCUCAACCACAACAAGAUAAUCUUCGAAAUGGAAACGGCUGCCAUUGCCCAGGUCGUCUACAAACGUUUCCAGAAGUUUCCAUGCAUUGUGCAAAACAACCCCUUAUCCUUCUCCAUGAAGCCAGAUGUCAUGUUGGUCAAGAAAAAUGAAGAAGCUAAAAGCAAUCCAUCAACCUCCACUUCAUCUGAUUGCAAAGCAUCAGACCCGGCAGCUUCGUCAGACCCCUCUCCAGCGGCCGCUGGAGGCCAGGAAGCCUUGUCCAGCGAGGCCAUCGCAGCCGAGCAGACAGACAGCGCCACCACGGAAGCGGAUGCAGGGAAACUGCCAGACUCGUGCCCAGCAGGGAAGGACACCUCCACGUCCCAGGUGCCUGUGGCAGUGGCGGUGAAUGGUGACGGGGAGAUUGCAGCAAAGGGAGGUGGAGGAGGAAGUGAUGUAGAGGCAGUAGGGGAGAAGCUUGACCUGCCGAAGUUCACCCCCGCGCUCCUGCAAGCCCUCCUGCAAGAGUGCAAGUCCCGGUCAGUACUGAGGGCUUCCGCAGAGCCAAAGGGAGCUGAUACAGAAGCUGCCCCAGGCUCACAUGCUCCACCUGAAACAACUGCACCUAGAGACAUAGGUGUUACACGGGAUGAGGACCAAGAGAUGGGAGGCAACCUGGAGGACGACCUCGUACCUUGUGUGAUGGAUGACUUUGUGACGGUAGAUGAGGUAGGGGACUUUGCUGGGGAACCCAGCCAGCCAUUAGAGGAGGCACUGGCGGUCACUGCAGAGGGAGUCAGUGCGGAGGGGUCACUGCACUCGGAGACCGCGAGCCUCGUCCCAGAAAACACGGGCGCAGACACCAGGGAGGAAGACGAGAGGGUGGAGAGCACAGCACCUGGUGGAAGAAUCAACCAGAACCUGAUGGAGGAAAAUGUGGAGGACCAUACACAACAGAACGUGGAGAGUGAAAGCUGCACUGGUAGCAUUGCCGUGGGUAACCAGCAAGGUGAGAAGGAAAAGGAGGAGGUCAUCACCCCAGGUCCCAUAAGUUCACAAGUGGAAACUGGUUCAUCGUCAGAUUGUACAGAUCCAUUGGAGGAGGACGGUCCACACCGGGUCGUUCAGAUGGACAGUUGUGCCACUAUGGACGCUGUGGUCACAACGGGGGAAAAGGAGGAGGAAUCAGAUUACAAAACACAGGACGAGACUUCCAUAACCACUUCACCCACAUUAGAACUCAGAGUGAUUUCAGAGGGGCCCAAGCGCCGGAGAUCUCCAGAUCAGCCUGAGGUGGUCACAAAGAGGAUCCGUAAGGAACCAAUCUUCGCUAAAGACUACAGCCUGCCUCCCUUUGGCUCUGAUCGUCCUGUAGGCAUGGAGUUCCUGGAGCCAAGGACCGGCUUCUUCUGUCAGGUGUGUGCCAAGUUCUUCUGCGGAGACGAAGACGCCAAGGAGAGUCACUGUCGCGGAGUGGAACACUAUGAGAAUCUAGAGACCGCACUACAACACUGGAGACUGAAGCACAGCAGUGGGCCCAAUGGGGCCUCAUUAUGAAGCUCUCAGAGUCUCCGAGUUCUGCUCAUUCCUACACCUCUUCGACCUGUGGGUCUUUUUAUUUCACGGACACCAAACUUGUGCUAUGUUGUACAUGUAGUAUGUUUGAUCCAUGCAACAAAAGAACUGUAAAUACAAAAAGCAAAUAAACUUUUUUUUUGUUUGUUUUGUUUUA
This is a messenger RNA of Alosa sapidissima (American shad), 4576 nucleotides long. RefSeq lists its product as uncharacterized. Gene Ontology annotation, molecular function: nucleic acid binding; zinc ion binding. Gene Ontology annotation, cellular component: nucleus. The transcript has 20 exons. The record is from RefSeq and is a predicted model, not a curated record. NCBI's taxonomy places the organism in Eukaryota, Metazoa, Chordata, Actinopteri, Clupeiformes, Clupeidae. The coding region runs from base 295 to 4401 and encodes 1368 amino acids.